AUGGGCACCAGAGCUGUGAGUUGGCUUCCAUGGCUGAUUCUUCUCUUCAUCACAGCAUCUGUUUCUGCUACACCGUCCAAGAAGAUACCCAGGCUCGGUGUGCUUCGAGGAUCCAGCCUCAGCGUGCUUGAAGGAUCCUCCAGCCUGAGAACCGUUAGUGUAAAUCUUUCUGAAAAUUUUCAGACUUUCUUUUACCCGCAAACAUUGGAUCACUUCAACUACCGUCCAGAAAGCUACACCACCUUCCAGCACAGAUACAUGGUGAAUUUCAAUUACUGGGGUGGUGCCCGUAGUGCUGCUCAGAUCUUUGUUUAUCUUGGUGAGGAAUCAGACCUGGACAAGGAUAUCAAUUCAAUUGGGUUCCUCGUUGACAACGGUGCUCGGUUCGGCGCUCUAUUGGUUUAUAUUGAGCAUCGCUACUAUGGAAAGUCGAACCCAUUUGGAUCAAUGCAAAAAUCGUUACAAAAUGCUAGCCGACGUGGGUACUUCAACUCGGGUCAAGCUCUGGCAGAUUAUGCAGAGGUGAUUAUAAACCUUAAGAAAAAUUUGUCGGCAGACUCUUCUCCGGUGAUCGUUGUCGGAGGAUCUUAUGGUGGACUGCUGGCUGCAUGGUUUCGGCUGAAGUACCCACAUGUUGCCCUUGGUGCAUUAGCCUCAUCAGCCCCAAUUCUAUACUUUGAUGAUAUUACACCACAAGAUGGAUAUUAUUCUCUUGUUACCAAGGAUUUUAGGGACUUCAGUGAAAGUUGCUACAAUACCAUUAAGGAUUCAUGGGCUGAAAUUGAUAAAGCAGCUGCUGAGGCCAAUGGUCUUUUAAAUCUUAGCAAAAAAUUCAGAACCUGCAAACCAUUAGAGAGUGCUUCCCAGCUGAAGGAUUACUUGGAGACCAUGUAUAGUAUAGCUGCCCAGUAUGAUAGACCUCCAAUGUAUCCGGUAACCGUUGUUUGUAAUGGCAUUGAUGGAGGAUUGCAAGGAACCGAUAUCCUUGACCGAAUAUUUUCUGGAAUUGUUGCUUCGAGAGGUAACAAAUCUUGCUAUGAUAUGGGGCAAUCAAGUUUUCCAUCAGAAACAGAAGAAGGUUGGAAUUGGCAGGUUUGUAGUGAACUUGUAAUACCAAUUGGUCGAGGGAGCAAUGACACUAUGUUCCCAGCUGCACCCUUUGAUUUCAAAGAAUAUGCCGAUUCUUGCAAGUAUUCCUAUGGAGUGACCCCUAGACCCCAUUGGAUCACCAGUUAUUAUGGUGGACAUAAUAUUAAACUAAUUCUCAAGAGAUUCGGUAGCAACAUCAUCUUCUCCAACGGUCUUCGAGAUCCUUAUAGCAGUGGAGGGGUGCUGGAAGACAUAUCACACAGUAUCAUAGCAGUCCAUACACCUAGAGGAUCUCAUUGCUUGGACAUACUGCCUUCGACGGAGGAUGAUCCAAACUGGCUAGUCCUUCAACGUAAUGUAGAAAUAGAGAUCAUCCAUGGAUGGCUUCUAAAAUAUUAUGAAGAUCUGCUUCAAAGUAACUGA
Molecule: messenger RNA, 1512 nt
Organism: Vitis vinifera (wine grape)
Lineage: Eukaryota; Viridiplantae; Streptophyta; Magnoliopsida; Vitales; Vitaceae
Exons: 9
Coding region: 1-1512 (503 amino acids)
Biological process (GO): proteolysis
Molecular function (GO): dipeptidyl-peptidase activity; serine-type exopeptidase activity
Source: RefSeq, a predicted model, not a curated record